GGUCCCACCAAGAACUCCAGUGGGAUUGCAUUAGUAGGCAGUUGUGAGUUCGCCAUUUUGAGGCAGUCGAGUGAAGCUGAGGCUGAAGUCAAAGUACAAGCGGCCCUCACACGACCUAAUUCAAACGUAGACGUUCUCCGGACAAUCCUAGACCAUGAGCGGCAGUCGAGUCUUCAUCGGCCGCUUGAGCCCGCACGCCCGCGAGAGAGACGUGGAGAAGUUUUUCAAGGGCUUUGGACGGAUCCGUGAAAUCAACUUGAAGAACGGAUUUGGUUUUGUGGAGUUCGAUGAUCACAGGGAUGCUGAUGAUGCAGUGUAUGAAUUAAACGGCAAAGAACUGUGCAGUGAAAGGGUUACCAUCGAGCACGCUCGCUCCAGGAGAGGACGGGGCGGUGGCGGCGGCGGCGGAGGAGGUGGCGGGUCCAGAAUGGGAGGCUUUGGUGGCUAUCGGCCAUCGCGCAGCAGUGGUUCAAGGUACGGACCUCCGGUGCGCACGGACCACCGGCUGAUUGUGGAGAACCUGUCGUCGCGCAUCAGCUGGCAGGACCUCAAAGACCUGAUGAGAAAAGCCGGAGAGGUGACCUUUGUUGACGCACACAGGCCCAACAAAAACGAAGGGGUCGUUGAGUUCGCAUCCCGAAGCGAUAUGAAGAACGCCAUCUCCAAGCUGGACGGCACCGAGUUGAACGGACGCAAGAUUAAGAUCUUUGAGGACAGUCGAGGCCACAGCCGAAGCCGCUCUCGCUCCCGUUCCCGCAGCCGCAGCUACUCGCGCAGCCGCUCCCGCAGCCGCAAUCGCUCCAGGAGCCGCAGCCGCUCCCGCACGCCCAGCCGCACCCCGGAAAAGAAGCCGGCAGGCGGCGGUCCCAAAACCGGCGACCGCUCCCCCUCCCGCUCCAAAUCCCGGUCCAAGUCCCGCUCCAAAUCCCGGUCCAAGUCUCGCUCCAAAUCCCGGUCCAAGUCGCGCUCGCGCUCCCGGUCCCGUUCGCCUCCACCGGCUCAGAACAACCAGUCGCGCUCUCGCUCCAGGUCCCGUUCGCGAUCUCGCUCGGCCUCCGCCGAGAGCAAACACUGAGAGGCGGAAAGGCGUGUACGUGAUUGUCGUUGUUCAACUCCAUGGAGGGUUGCCUUUGUUAUCCUUUUUCAUUUUGGAAUUCUUAGUUUGGACGUGCUUCCACAGGAAAGUCCUGCUUGUUUUCUUUGUGUGCCCUUUCGUAUAGUUUUAAUUCCAUGUUUGCAUCAAGUGUAGCCAUUUCCAUGCGGGCUUCAUGCUUUGAGAUGACAUUGUAUUUACCACACUUACCUAGAUUUGUUUGGACUGUGACGCGUCUUCAAGAGAUUAUUACACGCGGGACUCUUAAUCAGCCAUUUUGUUCAGAAAAAUUCACUUUUUCUUGUGAAGACAAAACAAGUGACUUAAUGUUUUGUGGUUUUGUGAAUUGUGAGACUCGCAUCAUUCGUCAUCUUACAAAAUAAACUUUUCACAAAUGA
Messenger RNA from Corythoichthys intestinalis (scribbled pipefish), 1491 nucleotides. It is a transcript of the gene srsf5a, whose product is annotated as serine and arginine rich splicing factor 5a. Bases 155 to 1075 code for a protein of 306 amino acids. The record is from RefSeq and is a predicted model, not a curated record. NCBI's taxonomy places the organism in Eukaryota, Metazoa, Chordata, Actinopteri, Syngnathiformes, Syngnathidae. Gene Ontology annotation, molecular function: RNA binding. The transcript has 8 exons.